This is a messenger RNA of Uranotaenia lowii, 1118 nucleotides long. It is a transcript of the gene Pfdn2, whose product is annotated as probable prefoldin subunit 2. Gene Ontology annotation, molecular function: protein folding chaperone. The coding region runs from base 182 to 667 and encodes 161 amino acids. Lineage: Eukaryota; Metazoa; Arthropoda; Insecta; Diptera; Culicidae. Gene Ontology annotation, cellular component: cytoplasm; prefoldin complex. The transcript has 3 exons. The record is from RefSeq and is a predicted model, not a curated record. Gene Ontology annotation, biological process: protein folding.
UGAGCAUCCCUAAAAAACUGAGCGCAAAUAAAAUUUUGACGUUUCGAUUCGAUUUUUUCGGAAAUCCUCAAAAACACUGCGAAAACACCAAACUACACAAAGAAAAAGGUGCCUGAACCGAACCACUUCCGGCCGUCGUUAGAAAACUGUGAUCUCCGGCUCCAAAGGCAACCCGUAAAGCAUGGCGACGGUAGCAGCACCCUCGGUCUCGCAACAGCAGAGCUCCAGCGGCAAACCAAAGGAUAAGAAAACCCAGGAGGAAAUCUAUGCCGAAUUUCAGCAGCUGCGGAAUCAGCAGCGAAAUUUGAUCAACAACCUGAACACCCUGGAGAUGGACCUCAAGGAGCACAAAACGGUGAUCGACACAUUGAAAACGGUAGAAUCGGGCCGAAAGUGUUUCCGCCUGAUCGGUGGGGUGCUCUGCGAACAGACGGUCGAGGUGGUGCUGCCACAGCUAGUGACAAACAAGGACCAGCUGGAAAAGCUGAUCGAAAACGGCAAGGAACAGAUCACCAAGAAGGGCAUAGAAAUCAACCAGUUCAAGGACGAAUACAAUAUCAAAAUCCGCGGCCAGGAAGCGACACCGGCGGCGGCCAGCGAAAAGGACACCUCCGACGACAAAUCGGCGGCUUCUGGCAAUCGGAACGUGCUGGUGGGUAAUUUGUAGGGCGGAAUCGAGUCGAGCGUUUCCUUUCCCUAAGGCGUACUUUUAAUCUGAUAAGAAGAGCUCUAAGUUUAGUAUGCUUUGUACGCGGAAACUAACAUUGUACACGAUUAAUCCAGAAGUCAUGGUAGCCGUUUUUUAACUUAUUAAAUUGGAGAACCCCCUCUGCAGGUUACCGCAAGCCAGUUGUGAGAGAGCUAAGAUCAACACUACUAAUCUUCACCGUUCUAUUUGUCUAACCCUUAGAUGCGUAGAGUUUACUCAGUUUAUGAUACCGUUCGAUUCUUAUCAAUAAUAUUCAGUUACUGGGCGAAAUUUCUUCCCCCAUAUAUUUGCAUAAGAUGUUGCACACUGUUUUACAGUGAUCGACAAUAUUUUCGCCCGCAAUCGUUGCUUUUCUUUGAUAAAAAAAAGAAAGAUAGAAAUUCAUGAAUACACGUGAUGGUACACGAAA